AAACACGUUUAUCUUAAUAAGUCGGUUACAAAAUGUUUACUUUGAACUAAUUAAAUUUAAAGUAAACCAAUAAAUCGCGUUGGCCCGGAGGUGGAGAAAGUUGAAUUUAAGAUGGAAGAGUCAAAAAAGGAGGAGUAGCCAUUGACUUCAUAUAACGAGUAGAUCUUAUUCUAUGAUCGGAACAAUGGGUAUCAGCAGCCAUGCAAACCUGUUCUUUGUUUUGUUCAUGCUGAGUUUUUAUGUGUUGGACGUUGGUAUUGCCACAGAAAGCAUCACUUCAUCACAAUCCAUCAAGGACUCAGAAACUCUAAGCUCCAAAGAUGGUAACUUCACUUUCGGGUUCUUCACCCCUCCAAACUCCUCAGACCGAUACGUUGGAAUUUGGUGGAAGUCUCAAUCCACCGUCUUAUGGGUUGCUAAUAGAAAUCAAUCACUGAAUGAUUCUUCAGGAGUUGUUACCUUUUCUGAAGAUGGCAAUCUUGUGGUGCUGAAUGGACAGAAUCAAGUUAUUUGGUCAACAUCUGUGUCAAACAUCUCUACCGAUACGACUGCCCAGCUUUCAGACGAGGGGAAGCUAAAACUCACAGAAACAACAACGGGAAACAGCUUAUGGGAUAGUUUUCAGCAACCUUCAAAUACAUUACUGCCCCAAAUGAAAGUUUCAAGCAAUAGAACAGGUAGGGGAGUAGGACUUACAUCAUGGAAGAACCCUUCUGAUCCCUCUGUUGGGAGCUUCUCUUUGGGUGCUGUUGAACGCGGAAAAAUCGUUCAAGUGUUUAUCUGGAAUGAAACUCGACCAUACUGGCGCAGUGGUCCCUGGAGUGGUGGGGUCUUUACAGGGGUAGACCUGAUGGCUAGUGCAUAUCUAAACAGUUUAACGGUUGUAGAUGGUGAAGUCACUUACAACCCAGAAAGUGGAUCUGAAUUCGGAAUUUUCGUUCUGAAUUCUCAAGGUCAAGUUGAACAAAAAUAUUGGGAUGAUGAGCAGAAAGCACUAGAAGUUUCGUGGACGAGUAAACUAUCGGAUUGUGAUGUUUAUGGUGUAUGCGGGUCGUUCGCAAUCUGUGAUGCACAGAGCCAAGGAACAAAUGGCUCACCAAUAUGCAGCUGUUUGAAAGGGUUUGAGCCAAACAACAAAGAGGAAUGGGAUGCACAAAACUGGACUAGUGGAUGUUUUAGGAGCACACCUUUGCAGUGUGAAAGAGCCAAAGAUCAAAACACAACUAUAGAUACAAAUGCAGAUCAAUUUUUGGAACUGCAAAAGGUGAAAGUUCCAGAUUUUUCUGAAUGGUCUAGUGCUGAGCCAGAGACAUGCAGAAGCCAAUGCUUGCAGAAUUGCUCUUGUGUUGCGUAUUCUCACGAUGAUGGGAUUGGUUGUAUGUCUUGGAAUGAUAAUCUACUAGACCUCCAACAACUCUCAAAUCGAGGACUUCAUCUGUAUGUUCGUGUAGACCCUUCUCAACUUCAACAUGGGAAAAAGACAACAAUUAUCAUUACAGUAACAGUGAUAAUAGGAAUUGUGAUCAUUGUCACUUGUGCAUGUGUAAUAUGGAGGAGGACUUCCUGUCGCCCAGCAAUGAAAAGGGGCAAGAAAGGUUUCUUAUGUUUCAAGAAUGAUGAACCAUUAAAAGAAACAGGCAACAAAGUAUUUGAAGAAUUGUCACGAGUUAAACUACAGGAGCUGCUCUUGUUUGAUUUCGAAAAGCUUGCAACAGCCACAAACAACUUCCACCAGUCCAACAAACUUGGGCAGGGUGGUUUUGGUCCUGUGUACAUGGGGAAACUGCAAGAUGGACAAGAAAUAGCAGUUAAAAGACUUUCUAGAGCCUCUGGACAAGGUCUAGAAGAAUUCAUGAACGAAGUAAUCGUGAUUUCCAAACUUCAGCACCGUAAUCUUGUAAGACUUCUUGGAUGCUGUAUUGAAGGUGACGAAAAGAUGCUACUAUAUGAAUAUAUGCCAAACAAAAGUCUUGAUGUGUUUAUUUUUGAUCCAAAAAAACAUAAACUCCUAGAUUGGAGGAAGCGCUGCUCUAUAAUAGAAGGAAUAGCUCGAGGGUUGCUUUAUCUUCAUAGAGACUCUAGACUAAAAAUUAUACACAGAGAUUUGAAGGCAAGUAACAUCUUGUUAGAUGAUGAACUGAAUCCAAAAAUAUCAGACUUUGGUAUGGCUAGAAUCUUUGGAAGAACUGAAGAUCAUGCUAAUACUAAUAGGAUUGUCGGAACAUAUGGUUACAUUUCCCCUGAAUAUGCAAUGCAAGGACUGUUUUCAGAGAAAUCGGAUGUCUUUAGCUUUGGUGUUUUGCUGCUAGAGAUUGUUAGUGGAAGAAGAAACACAAGUUUUUAUGAUGAUGAGCAUUCUCUUACCCUUCUAGGAUUUACCUGGGCACAGUGGAAAGAAGGCAAUAUGUUAUCGUUAGUAGAUUCAGAAAUAUAUGAUCCUAAUGAUCAUGAAGACAUGUUAAGGGUCAUUCACAUAGGACUUUUAUGUGUACAAGAACUUGCUUCAGACAGACCCACAAUGGCUACAGUUGUUUCUAUGCUUAAUAGUGAUGUUGUCUUUCUUCCUCCUCCAAGUCAACCUGCAUUCAUCCGGGUGCAAAAUGUGGUUAAUUCAGAGUCGGCUGAAGAAAGUCAAAGAGUUUGUUCCGUGAAUACAAUUAGUAUUACAAAAAUCUAUGGUAGGUAGUAAAAGAAGACUAUGAUGAAAUUGAUUAGGUGACAGAGAAGAACGUGCUACAUUAUAUUACAGACAGAUAAUACGUAUGUCAUGCAGAGAUUAACAAGGAUUGAUGAUGUUGGGUUACGUACUGUUAGUUAAGCAGUUAUAACCAAAUUAGUUAGCUAAUAGCAGUUCCUAUUAGUUAAGUUACUCUAUAAAUAGUUACUUUUGGACAUGAAGGAAAAGUCUUAAUUCGGGAUAGAUAAUAUUAAUCCUUCUUUGUAUUUUCUCUAAA
Messenger RNA from Vigna radiata var. radiata (mung bean), 2954 nucleotides. Its product is annotated as G-type lectin S-receptor-like serine/threonine-protein kinase At1g11300. Gene Ontology annotation, biological process: recognition of pollen; protein phosphorylation. Gene Ontology annotation, molecular function: ATP binding; protein serine/threonine kinase activity. The coding region runs from base 173 to 2686 and encodes 837 amino acids. Lineage: Eukaryota; Viridiplantae; Streptophyta; Magnoliopsida; Fabales; Fabaceae. The record is from RefSeq and is a predicted model, not a curated record. The transcript has 7 exons.